AUAAAACAUAAAUACAAACAAUCGAUUAUUAUCUGUGAUGAUCUCUAUAAGUCAAUUGUCAAUACAUUCAAAAUGGAAAACAAAGAAUCAUUACGCACAACAAAAGAGCAAAUUGAAUGCUACUUAGCAUUUCUAAAGCUUCACCCUGAAAUGAAGCUCCACAAAAACGAUCCCACGCGACCCAAAAGGUUAGAAGAACUGUGGAUCGAGCUUGCUCAGCAGUUAAACGCCUUUUAAAUGGAAGGAGAAAUGCAAACAGGAGGAAUUUGGCGCACUUAAGGAAUAGUGAGGAUCCAUUUUUAUUUGAGGAAGGAAUAUUUAGAAAAUAUUUUCGUUUUCCGAAAUCGUUGUGUUGGGACCUUAUGCAGGAUUUGAAACCUCACGAUAAUCGUUUCCGAAAGUCUGCUAUUCCGUUUGAGAUUCGGUUCGUUUCAGUGUUAUAUUUUUUUUCUAAUGGCUCAUACCAAUACUGCAUUGGAAAUAGCCAUUUAUCUGCCAUGAGUCAACCUAGCAUACCCCGAAGUAUAAGGCAUAUAUGCAAACUUGUGUUGGAACACAAAAAUGUGGAAAUAAGCUUCCCAAAUGCAACAGAGCACUACAACACAAUUAAAAUGGGUUUCCACAAUAAGUUUGGAAUAAAAGGAGUGAUUGGUGCUAUUGACUGCACCCAUGUUGCAAUAAUUGGACCAUCUUCAUCGUCUAACGUUAUUCCACAUGAAUUCAUGAACCGAAAGGGUUACUACAGUAUUAACGUAGAAGCGAUUUGUGACGACAAACUAAUUUUUCGCCAUUUAGAUGCUCGUUUUCCUGGCUCAUGCCAUGACUCUGGAAUUUGGAGAACAUCGCCGGCCAGAAUAAAAUUAUUAAGGGAACAUGUUUCUGGUUCAUUUAAGUGGCUUCUAGGUGACUCAGGAUAUCCACUAGAACCAUGSCUUUUGACUCCUAUAUCAAACCCAUCUGCUCCAAAUGAAGUUCUUUAUAACAGAAUCCAUAUAAAGGCCAGGAACAUAAUUGAAAGAGCCUUUGGUGUUUUGAAGU
This is a messenger RNA of Bactrocera latifrons, 1038 nucleotides long. RefSeq names its product putative nuclease HARBI1. Lineage: Eukaryota; Metazoa; Arthropoda; Insecta; Diptera; Tephritidae. The record is from RefSeq and is a predicted model, not a curated record.